Molecule: messenger RNA, 387 nt
Organism: Rhodotorula graminis WP1
Lineage: Eukaryota; Fungi; Basidiomycota; Microbotryomycetes; Sporidiobolales; Sporidiobolaceae
Exons: 3
Coding region: 1-387 (128 amino acids)
Biological process (GO): protein localization to phagophore assembly site; autophagosome assembly; piecemeal microautophagy of the nucleus
Cellular component (GO): cytosol; Atg1/ULK1 kinase complex; extrinsic component of membrane
Source: RefSeq, a predicted model, not a curated record
AUGGACACAGAGCGGGCAGGCGCACCAAGCCCUCGCAUCCAUCCACCACCCCCGACCGACCACGCCAAACUCGACCAGCUCGUUCAACACUUCUACGCCAAGACGUGCGCCGUCGUCUCGCAAGCCCGCUCGACCCACCUCCAACCGCCGACCGACGACCACCCGCUCUCGCCCGCUCUCGGCGCAGCCUCGACCGCCGCACAAGUCGUCGGCCCGGCCGCUUCACCUGUACCACCGCCUCAAGGCCAGCCUCGAAGGGCGAGCGCAACCCUCAAGGACAAAGCGCGUCGUACCAACAAAUGGUUCAACCUCGAGCUACCCGACACGGACCAGUUCCGCACCGAGCUCAAGACGUGGCGCAACUUGUCCCGCCUCGUCGUGUAUUAA